AUGGUUCAAAUUGGUUGGAUCGGUCUCGGGAACAUGGGGGCUGCUAUGGCCCCAAACCUGGCCAAAAAGUAUCCCCACGACAAACCCCUUCUCCUCUUCAACCGCAACAAUGCAAAAGCCGACGAACUCGCUGCUUCCCUUGGAAAGGAGGGGAUUACAGUAACGGUCGCUCCUUCUAUUGCAGAUCUAGUCCAGAAAUCGGACAUUAUCUUCACAUGUUUGGCCAAUGAUGCAGCUAUCACACAAACAAUCGAUGCCGCUGUGCAAAGUGGAGAUAUUUCUGGAAAGCUAUUCGUUGAAAGCUCUACUGUUGCACCAAAGUGCACAGAUGCUCUGUCCGAUCUUAUCGUGGGGAAAGGGGCAAAGUUUGUGGCUGCACCGGUGUUCGGUGUCCCCGCUGUUGCUGCUGCUGGACAGUUGACAUAUGUUCUUGCAUCGACUAACGAAAAUUGGAUCGAUGAAGUUAUUCCAUUUACUAAGGGAGUUAUGGGUAAAGCCUAUAUCGAUUUGAGAGGAAAGAACCCGGGUACUGCUUCGUUGAUGAAGCUUUCUGGAAAUCACUUUGUGCUAUCCAUGGUGGUCACAUUGAGUGAGAGUAUGGUUCUGGCAAGCCAGAGCGGUCUGGGAGAAGAUGCUAUCGUGCAAUUCGUAGAAGCUGUCUUCGGUGGACCAUAUCCACAAUAUGCUAAGAGAAUGUUGACUGGAGAUUAUGCCACCGACCAACCAAAGUUUUCGGUUGACAAUGCAUUGAAGGAUGCUAAACAUAUCAAAGAUGUUGGAGCAGAUAAUGGAGUUAAGCUUGGAGUGGUCGAAGAAGCCAUCAGGCUGCUCACAAUUGUGAAGGAACAAGUUGGAGCAUCUGGAGACAUGCCAGGAAUGUAUGGUGCUAAAAGGACAGAAAUUGGACUACCAUAUAAAAAAUAG
Orbilia oligospora ATCC 24927 is the source of this 924-nucleotide messenger RNA. RefSeq lists its product as uncharacterized. Lineage: Eukaryota; Fungi; Ascomycota; Orbiliomycetes; Orbiliales; Orbiliaceae. Bases 1 to 924 code for a protein of 307 amino acids. The transcript has 2 exons. Gene Ontology annotation, molecular function: NADP binding; NAD binding; oxidoreductase activity, acting on the CH-OH group of donors, NAD or NADP as acceptor. The record is from RefSeq and is a predicted model, not a curated record.